GCCACCGUCCUGGUCCCGGGGAAGAAGAAGAAGAGGCCGCCGCUCCAGGGCCCGACCGAGGAGGAGGCGGAGGCCCAACAACUAAGAUGGCGAGGGGCAGCAGAGGCAGCGCCGGUGACGCGGGCGGCCCUCCUCCCCUUCCCUCCCUCUCUCUCCCUCUGAGAGGCAUUCGCUCUGACUGAAGGAAGGCGCCGCUUCGCCGCUGCCCUCGGAUAAUAAUAAGAGGCCUUGGCGGGCCUCGAAGGGCCGGGGCGGGUCUGGCUGUGAGGGGAAGGAAGGCCGCGGAGGGAGGAGGCCCCGCCAAGGCAGCCGGGAGAAAGGCGCCUCCUGCUCCUGCUCCUCCUCCCUCCUCAGCUGCGGAAGAUGGCGGCCUUGGCGUUGGCCCUAACGGGAUCCCGGGAGUGAGGAGCAGACAACUUCAGAUUAAUAAACCUGAGGCAAUUCCAGGGUGAGGAUCUGUAACAGGCUGUAUAAUGCGGAAACCAAGCCCUCAGAAGGGUCACUUUGCCUGGGAUAAAUACUUGAAAGAAACAUGUUCCAUCCCAGCUCCAGCCCAUUGCUUCAAGCAGUCAUAUACCCCGCCAAUCAAUGAAUUUAAAAUCAGCAUGAAGCUAGAAGCCCAGGAUCCUAGAAAUACCACUUCUACUUGCAUUGCUACUGUAGUUGGACUGACAGGUGCCCGGCUCCGAUUGCGCCUGGAUGGCAGUGACAAUAAGAAUGAUUUUUGGCGCCUGGUGGAUUCUGCUGAAAUCCAGCCAAUUGGCAACUGUGAAAAGAAUGGAGGGAUGCUGCAGCCUCCUUUGGGCUUUCGGCUGAAUGCUUCUUCUUGGCCCAUGUUUCUCCUGAAAACUCUGAAUGGAGCAGAAAUGGCUCCUGUUCGGAUUUUCCAUAAGGAGCCACCAUCUCCAUCUCAGAACUUCUUUAAGAUGGGGAUGAAACUGGAGGCUGUAGACAGGAAAAAUCCACACUUCAUCUGCCCAGCCACCAUUGGUGAGGUGCGAGGGUCUGAGGUGCUUAUCACUUUUGAUGGCUGGAGAGGAGCCUUUGACUACUGGUGCCGCUAUGAUUCUCGUGACAUCUUUCCUGUUGGCUGGUGUUCACUGACUGGUGACAACUUGCAGCCCCCUGGAACAAAAGUGGUGAUUCCAAAGAGCCCAUUCAUUGCCACGGAUGUGAUAUCGGAAAAGAGUAACAUGCACAGUGGAACAAAGACUAUCCUGGAGCAUCAACCUGGACAGAGGGGCCGCAAACCUGGUCGUAAGCGAGGCCGGACGCCCAAGGCUUUGAUCAGUCAUCCCAACCCCAACCCUUCCAAGACAGUGGAGCCUUUGAAGUUCCCCAAAAAGAGGGGACCGAAGCCUGGCAGUAAGAGAAAGCCUCGAACUUUACUAAAUCCAGCACCCACCUCCCCUACAACCAGUACUCCUGAACCUGACACUAGUACAGUGCCACAAGAUGCAGCUACUAUCCCCAGUUCUGCUAUGCAGGCUCCUACAGUUUGUAUUUACUUGAAUAAAAAUGGUGGCACUGGGCCUCACCUGGACAAGAAGAAAGUCCAACAACUCCCAGACCAUUUUGGGCCGGCCAGAGCAUCGGUGGUCCUGCAGCAGGCGGUCCAGGCGUGCAUUGACUGCGCAUAUCACCAGAAAACGGUCUUCUCGUUCCUGAAGCAAGGCCACGGAGGCGAGGUCAUUUCAGCUGUGUUUGAUUGUGAGCAGCAUACUCUGAAUUUACCUGCAGUCAACAGUAUUACCUAUGUUCUCCGCUUCCUUGAGAAACUCUGCCACAACCUGCGCAGCGACAACCUCUUUGGAAACCAGCCUUUCACUCAGCACCAUCUGCAGCACUCCCGCGAAUAUGAACAUGACAGGUACCUACCAGACAGGAUCAUUCCGUUAGACGGCUCUCUACAGGGACCGGCCCUGGGUUCAAAGAGAUACUCCCAAGAGUCCCCUCCAUACAGUGCUCCUCUCUCCCCCAAGUUGCCAAAGAAUGACCAUCAUCCUUUGGAAGGCGAAACGUUUGUCCUGAGUGAUGGCCUCCCAGGUGCCUUGGAGCCUCGCCUGGACGCUAUGGACUCGGCCCUGAAUGCUUUCACUACAGCCGCUCAAAGCAGGAACACAAGGCACUACCGGCUCCAGGGAUACAAGCAUCUCCACCAGCAUGCCACCCUCACUCCAUGCGGCACCUCAGCCAUCCAUAGACUUAGCGUUGUGGGCUCUGACAGAUACCUUGGUCCACGAGAUUCCUCACGGUCCGGCGCCCGAGACCCUUCCGCCUGGACAGUGGAAGACGUCAUGCAGUUUGUGAAAGACGCAGACCCCCAACUGGGACCCCAUGCAGACCUCUUCCGAAAACACGAAAUUGAUGGCAAGGCCUUGCUAUUAUUGCGCAGUGACAUGAUGAUGAAAUACAUGGGCUUAAAGCUGGGUCCAACACUGAAACUCACCUACCACAUCGACAGGUUAAAACAGGGCAAGUUCUGAAGAAGACAUUACCUUUCUGGCAUGAGUCUUGGCAAACACGGUGCUCUCUGCUCACAGACAGGUCACGUACGCCUGUUUCUUGCCCACCACCUUAUAGCACUACGAGGAGACCUUCACUACCAGGAAGGAGAUGGUUCUGUCCUAAAGGAUCACCAUGAACACUCAAGACCUUGAGAGGAAACUUACAUAUAGACAGCUUGGCCUGGAUGGAUGGAUGGAUGUUUCGUCUGCUCUCUGCUGGUGGAAUUUGGAGCCCCAGUCAAUCUUACAGGGAAGAUGAGGCUUCUUGUUUUGUCUAUGGAACUCUGGAUGAGCCACAUUCAUGUUGGACUUGGCUGUUCGGCCCUCCUUCUUUGCACCAUACUCUCUUUCCUGCCCAAUUCAAGGAUCCUAUUCAUGUUACACGAGGAGUGCGCUUUGGACUGAAACUGGCCAAUGCCAGGUGGGGUUUCCGAUUCUGUGCCAUACAGAACAAACUGUGAGGUGCCAGUUCUUUCAUAAAACAAGCAAGUGCUGCUGUCCAGAUUGUUCAUCCCUUGGUCCCAGGGAUUAUGGCAGAGGGCACAAUACUCUGCUAGCCCUUCUAUCUGACUAUUCUGUAGAUUUCUUUCUCUGCUUUCAUGGAAGCCUGAGUCUCCCAGUUCCCAAGUGCAGCUGGCAUGAUAGUAGAGGCCUGUGAUAUUUAUUUGGGAUAAGACAAGAAGAACAACUGUGAUGGGCAUAAAGGUGGAUCGACAUCAGGAUCACCUUUGCAGCUCUCCAAAUGAUCUGGUGGAAAUGGGAAGGCUCCCAGUUGCCAGGUCAGAGAGCUGAACAGACCAACCUCCCUCCCUUUUCCCACACGAAAAGAAUAUGAUUUUUUUUACACUUGAUAUUGAAAUAAUAGCUAUUUUAACUUUUUUCCUGGGAAAUGAAAUGUUUCUUAUCCCUUCAGUGCAUACUCUAGCUACCCGAGAGGUGAUCAUGAAAUUGGCUGGAUAAGGAACGGGUUUUUGGAUGGUUUGUCCUCCCUCCCUCAGUGUGAGCGGACGAACAUGAAUUGUUUUAUAUGUAUGUAUACUGGAAAAUGUUUAAUGUAUUUAUUUUUAUGGCGCUUGAGCAGCUGCCCUCACUGUUUCAUAACUGGGGGGGUUGCUGCUAAGAGAUGGAAAUGAGAAAAGGGAGUAAUCAGCUGGUGCCCCAAGUACUCCUCUCUUCACAUUCAUGAGUGAAGGCUUCUUUGCUUCCAGAAAGCAAAACUAGGAGGGUUUUUGGUUUCCUCACCUUCUCCAGAACACUGAACAGUGUACUCUCUCUUUUGAAAUGCAGACAUGCGUCUUCAGAUUCAUUUAGUUGUGUUUGCUGUCCCAUAUGGUAAGCUGGGCACGGGGAGGUAUAAGGUACAUAUCCUUUCUAAGUCCCAAGGCUUAGAUACUUCUUCCUCUCCUCUCUAAUCAGACUGUUAAGGAAGAGGGACUUUUUGGACUAGUUCAGAAGAAGAGAUUGGAGAACUUAAAAAUGCAAAAACAAAUAAAUACCCCACCCCUAAAACAGGCAAUAAGCCAAUUGUGGGAAGGAACUCACUACAAUGCAAUGUAGUAGUGCAAUUCAGCCAACAUGUAGGCCGCCUGGUGUACCCUUCCUUUUGGGGACAGGGUUACCGUCUGCUAUUACUGCAAUCUGCUCUUACUACUUGCAGGAAACAGUGAUGAUCCUGACAUUCAUUCCUGCACUUCUUUUGUUGAUUUUGUUUAUAAAUAAAGGGGAGAUAGUACUGGUAAAA
Sceloporus undulatus (fence lizard) is the source of this 4248-nucleotide messenger RNA. It is a transcript of the gene SCMH1, whose product is annotated as Scm polycomb group protein homolog 1. The record is from RefSeq and is a predicted model, not a curated record. Gene Ontology annotation, biological process: regulation of DNA-templated transcription. Gene Ontology annotation, molecular function: protein binding. The coding region runs from base 474 to 2486 and encodes 670 amino acids. NCBI's taxonomy places the organism in Eukaryota, Metazoa, Chordata, Lepidosauria, Squamata, Phrynosomatidae. The transcript is spliced from 14 exons. Gene Ontology annotation, cellular component: nucleus.